This is a messenger RNA of Penicillium odoratum, 843 nucleotides long. RefSeq names its product DUF3425 domain-containing protein. The transcript has 2 exons. The record is from RefSeq and is a predicted model, not a curated record. NCBI's taxonomy places the organism in Eukaryota, Fungi, Ascomycota, Eurotiomycetes, Eurotiales, Aspergillaceae. The coding region runs from base 1 to 843 and encodes 280 amino acids.
AUGACUGAAUCCCCACAAAUAACCGCCCCAAUCACUGAGCCCGAGACAGACGAUUGGGCCGGCCUCACAGACCGAGCCGAGCGACGAAGACGCCAAAAUCGAAUUAAUCAGCGGGCCCGCCGAAGACGUCAGCGCCAGGUGAAGGAUGUCCAUCCAAAGAGUCUCGUGACUUCUUACCCAACACCCCCAUCAUCAGCAAUCGUAGACUUACCAAGUCCUCAUCCCAUCCGAAGAUGCGUACCGGCCGAAGUACGCGAUCUAUUCCUGAACCAAUUCGCACAAGCCGCUUUCCAGAGCUACAUUCUCGGUUCUCCGACAGCGGAUCAUCUCCUCACCUUAACGAAAGUCAAUGUCUUCCGAGCAUUCGGGCACAAUAUGCGCUUAAUCGGCUCGGACCUGGAUGAGAUGGGCGAUGAUGACGCAAUCUCAAUAUUUAACACCGGCCUACCUUCACCCGGAUCACAGGGAUCGUCGCCUAUUCACAGUGAAAAUGAGUUGCCGGUUAGUCUGCGACCGACAAAACUACAACGGACAGUACCUCAUCACCCCUGGUUGGAUUUCUUCCCUAUCCCCAAGAUGCGGGAUAACCUGAUUCAAGCGGGGCAAGAGUGGGAUGAUGAAGAGCUUUGUAUUGAUAUUAUGGGAUUCUGGAGUAAUGGUGCUUCUGAAGAGGCGGGGCUUUUGGUCUGGGGUGAUCCUUGGGAUGUGCAAAACUGGGAGAUAACUGAGGCAUUCUUGAAGAAAUGGCAAUGGGUGGUGAGGGGUUGUCCUGAGUUGAUGAAUUCUACGAAUGCAUGGCGGGCGAAACGGGGGGAAAAGUUGAUUUUUAGAUAUAUCUACUAG